GUGCCGUUGCUAAGUAACAGCUGAAGCUCUCAGUCCGUCCACUAAACAAAAGAGCUAGCUCGAUGCUCUGUUUCACAUUUUAUUAACACAAACAAAGUUACAAGUAAUCUGUCAUCGUGAAGACAACUCGUUUGAAGCCAUGACGGCUAUAAAAGACGGAGAGUACACGGCUACAAUCUACAAACUGAUUAAAGACAGCCAGUAUGUGGAAGCAAUUGACAUCCUAAACAGCCAACUUCAAAAACACAAGAAGUCCAGAGCAGCCCUGUCUCUGCUGGGUUACUGCUACUAUCACAUCCAGGAUUUCACUAACUCUGCAGAGUGCUACGAGCAGCUCACCCAGCUGCACCCGGAGGUGGAAGAGUACAAGGUGUACUACGCCCAGUCCCUUUACAAAGCUGGUGCUUAUGCUGACGCCUCAAAGGCCUCCAUCGUGCUCGACAACCCCAGCAGUCACACCAAGAUGGUCAAGCUGCAGGCCUGUAUCAAAUACUGUGAGGAAGAUUACUCUGCUGCCAAGUCACUGCUGGAGCAGCUGCCCCUGGAAGACCCGGACUACGUCCACAAUAUGGGCUGUUUGCUUUACCAGGACGGCAAGUAUGAGGAGGCCUGCAAGAAGUUCAUGUCUGCCAUGCAGGUGCUAGGAUACAAGCCAGCAUUAUCCUACAACAUCGCCCUGUGUUACUACAGCCUAAAGAACUACGCUCAGGCCCUCAAAUACAUUGGAGAGAUCAUCGAACGAGGCAUCAAGGAGCAUCCAGAGCUGAGCGUCGGCAUGACGACUGAGGGCAUCGACGUCCACAGCGUGGGCAACACGCUGGUGCUGCACCACACCGCUCUGAUCGAAGCCUUCAACCUCAAAGCUGCCAUCGAAUACCAGCUGAAGAACCUGAAAGGAGCUCAGGAGGCUUUGACAGACAUGCCCCCCCGUUCAGAGGAGGAGCUGGACCCAGUGACUCUCCACAACCAGGCUCUGCUGAACAUGGACACGAAGCCGUCGGAGGGUUUUGAUAAGCUGGCUUUCCUGCUGCAGCAGCCCUCCUUCCCCCCCGUCACCUUCGAAAACCUGCUGCUGCUCUACUGCAAACACGAGUACUUUGACCUGGCAGCUGACGUCCUGGCAGAGAACGCACAUCUCACCUACAAGUUCCUCUCGCCGUACAUGUAUGAGUUUCUUGAUGGAUUGUUGACCUGCCAAACAGCACCAGAGGAGGCUUUUAGGAAGUUUGAUGAGAUGAACGGCAAAGUGACAGAGCAGCUACGGAAGCUAGCCAAGCAGGUGGAGGAUGCCAGGCUGGUUCGAGACGAUGAAAUACAGAAGAAAGCUCUGGCGGACUACGACCUGAUGCAGGAGAAGUACAUUGUGGUCCUAAUGGCCCAGGCCAAGAUCUACUGGAACCGGGAGAACUUCCAGAUGGUGGAGAAGAUUUUCCGCAAGUCGGCGGAGGUCUGUAACGAGGACGACACCUGGAAGCUGAACGUAGCCCACGUGUUCUUCAUGCAGAACAAGUACAAGGAGGCCAUCGGCUUCUACGAGCCCAUCGUCAAGAAGCACUACGACAACAUCCUGAAUGUGAGCGCUGUGGUCCUGGCCAACCUGUGUGUGUCCUACAUCCUGACCAGCCAGAAUGAAGAGGCUGAAGAGCUGAUGAGGAAGAUCGAGAAAGAAGAGGAGCAAAUCUCCUACGACGACCCCGACAAGAAGGUCUUCCACCUCUGCAUCGUCAACCUGGUCAUCGGGACGCUGUACUGCGCCAAGGGGAACUACGACUUUGGCAUCUCUCGUGUCAUCAAGAGCCUGGAGCCUUAUAAUAAGAAGCUGGGGACGGACACAUGGUUCUACGCCAAGCGCUGUUUCCUCUCUCUGCUGGAGAACAUGUCCAAACACAUGGUCAUGCUGAGAGACGCUGUGGUACAGGAGUGUAUCCAGUUCCUGGAACACUGUGAGGCGUACGGUAAGGAGGUUCCCGCCAUCAUCGAGCAGCCUCUGGAGGAAAACCGCAUCCACAUCGGCAAGAACACCGUCACCUACGAGGCUCGACUGCUCAAGGCGCUGUUCUACGAGGUCAUUGGCAGGAACAAAUGACAUCAUCAUCAUCACACAGGUGCCACUGUAACGUGUGAGGUUUUUACAAGAUCAGUGACAUCACUGACUGCAGCCAGCGAUGACGUUUUGUCAAUGACUUCGAUUUAAAGACAUUCAAAGCCAAACCAUUUCCAACUUCCAUCUGGCAGCCUCUGGACUAAACACACACACACGCACACACCCACACACCCCAGGGGAAGCUUUUAUUUUGAAGUCCAGUUGAGCUGGCUCUAACAGAUCUUACAUAAUCAGUUUGUAUUCUUUCUCACUUUAUGGCCUGUUUGCUCCACUUCACAGUAAUGUUGUACUGUAUUGUAUAAUCUGUACUACUUAUAUACUGUUAGAGAGGAUAACGUGUGUAAAUACAGCAGACUUAGUUUUACUGGUUGUUUAUUCUGCUAACAUGAAAUACAUGAUAACGUUUUGUAUGUGAGUUCAUAUACAGACAUGCGUAGUUCAUGCAUAUAUCCUCUUUGGUCAGUGCUGGUUGUACAGCUGCCUUCUUUAUAUUCUGUACAUAAAAUACUUGAGAAAAGCAAAAACAUAAUUUAAAAUAAAAUAAUUAUUUUUGACAGAAAAA
Sebastes umbrosus (honeycomb rockfish) is the source of this 2666-nucleotide messenger RNA. It is a transcript of the gene ift70, whose product is annotated as fleer. Gene Ontology annotation, biological process: intraciliary transport. Bases 140 to 2086 code for a protein of 648 amino acids. Gene Ontology annotation, cellular component: axonemal microtubule; intraciliary transport particle B. The transcript has 19 exons. Gene Ontology annotation, molecular function: protein binding; intraciliary transport particle B binding. NCBI's taxonomy places the organism in Eukaryota, Metazoa, Chordata, Actinopteri, Perciformes, Sebastidae. The record is from RefSeq and is a predicted model, not a curated record.